Molecule: messenger RNA, 651 nt
Organism: Monoraphidium neglectum
Lineage: Eukaryota; Viridiplantae; Chlorophyta; Chlorophyceae; Sphaeropleales; Selenastraceae
Exons: 5
Coding region: 1-651 (216 amino acids)
Molecular function (GO): chromatin binding
Source: RefSeq, a predicted model, not a curated record
AUGGACGCGCCGGCGGCCCCUGCUGCCGCCGGCGCUGCGCCGAGCCUGACGUUUGCGUGGCUGGGUGACCCGUCCCCUGAUGCGGGGGGCCUGCUGCUCUACUACCAGUCGUUCCAGUUCUGCGCCACCACCUACGCGGUGGGAGACCACGUCUACCUCACGCCAGAGGACCAGGGCGCGCCGCUUUAUCUGGCGCGCAUCACAGCGGCGUUUGAGGACACGCAGCAGCAGGGCGGGGACCGGCUGUGUGUCGAGGUCCAGUGGUACGAGCGGCGCAACAACAUGCCGCCCGCGCUGCAGGAGGGCAUGCAUGAGCGGGAGGUGGUGGAGUGGCUGCAGACCGACACCAACCUCGUGGGCUGCAUUGAGCGCAAGGCGCGCGUCGUCAAGGCGCGCAGCUACGAGGAGGCCGCGGCCCAGCUGCCCCCUGAGGAGGCCGGUGGUGAGUGGCACUUCUGCCGCGGCGUGCUGGAGGUGGAGAGCAUGGAGUUCAGGAGCUACGAGGAGGUGGACGCAGAUCCCGCCAUGUGCGUGGACCCGCGCUCCGGCCAGGUCAUGCGGCGGCCGGCGGCGGGCCCCGGCGGCAGCGUGGCGCUGGGCGGCAGGGGCGGCGUCGACCUUGGCUCGCAGGCACACUGGCCAUCGAGCUGA